Molecule: messenger RNA, 381 nt
Organism: Helianthus annuus (common sunflower)
Lineage: Eukaryota; Viridiplantae; Streptophyta; Magnoliopsida; Asterales; Asteraceae
Product: basic blue protein
Exons: 2
Coding region: 1-381 (126 amino acids)
Cellular component (GO): plasma membrane
Molecular function (GO): electron transfer activity
Source: RefSeq, a predicted model, not a curated record
AUGGUUGAGGGAAGAGGCCGAGUAAUGGUGGCAAUGGUGGUGCUUUGUCUACUAGUGGUGGCGUUUCAAUGCGAGGUAGCUCUAGCAACUACUUAUGUUGUCGGGGAUGACAAUGGUUGGACGUUUAACGUCGCUGGCUGGGAAAACGGCAAGAAUUUCAACGCAGGCGACGUCCUUGUGUUUAACUACCCACAAGGAGCACAUAAUGUGGUAGCCGUGAACAAGGAAGGCUAUGAUGGGUGCAGCACAACCCCAAGCGAUGCAAAGGUGUACACAAGUGGAAAUGACCAAAUUACCCUUGUGAAGGGUUUUAACAACUUCAUUUGUAGUUACUCUGGUCACUGUGAUAGUGGCAUGAAGAUUCAAAUCUCUGUGUCUUAA